AUGGCCACGACAAAUUCUGCUGCCUCUGACUCCGUUGAGUUGAAUGGCUCAGUCUUCACUGCUGAUCGGGUGGUGAACUCGUUUCCUCGGCAUGAGGUCGUGAAGCUUGAUGAAGGGACGUUUCUCCAGUGGAAGCAACAGGUUCGUUUUAUUGUGAAUGGAUAUGAUUUGUUUGCCUUUCUGGAUGGAUCUGUGUCUGCGCCGCCGAGAUUUGUACAAGCAUCGGACGGUGCUCUUGUACUUAAUUCGGCGGCCUCUGUGUUUACUCAACAGGACAAUCUUAUUACUUCGUGGCUUCUUUCUACGAUAAGCUCGACCAUUAUAUCCUCUUUUAUGGAUGUGCAAUCGGCAUCUGAGGUGUGGUCUACGGCAUUGGCAAUGUUCGCCGCCGAUACGGAUCUACGGCAAGAAAGGCCGCGUCAUGAACUUCACUCCCUCAAGAAAGGGAGUUUGUCGAUCCGGGAGUAUGUUGCCAAGCUAAAGAGUCUAUGUGCGCAUCUAGAAGCGUCUGGAACAUUUGUAUCUGUGGUGGAACGAACGGCGGUGAUGCUUGCGGGUCUUCCGUCCGAGUUCGAAGGAGUGGUCUCCUCCGUGUCGUUGUCCACGACUCCUCUUCCAUUUCAGUGGUUGGUGGAUGCUUUGAUUGAAUGUGAAAAUCGACAUGUUCCGUCGGAUCAGGAAGCCGUGUAUAGUGCAAAUCUGGUGGAAGAUUCAUCGGUCUCGGUCACGGAUGGCGCGAUGCGCUGA
This is a messenger RNA of Gossypium raimondii (Peruvian cotton), 747 nucleotides long. RefSeq lists its product as uncharacterized. Lineage: Eukaryota; Viridiplantae; Streptophyta; Magnoliopsida; Malvales; Malvaceae. The record is from RefSeq and is a predicted model, not a curated record. The coding region runs from base 1 to 747 and encodes 248 amino acids. The transcript has a single exon.